Messenger RNA from Mobula hypostoma (lesser devil ray), 4292 nucleotides. RefSeq names its product sodium/potassium transporting ATPase interacting 1 (gene nkain1). Bases 512 to 1273 code for a protein of 253 amino acids. The record is from RefSeq and is a predicted model, not a curated record. Gene Ontology annotation, biological process: regulation of sodium ion transport. NCBI's taxonomy places the organism in Eukaryota, Metazoa, Chordata, Chondrichthyes, Myliobatiformes, Myliobatidae. The transcript is spliced from 9 exons.
ACCCGAGCCACGUGGUUUGAUCUCUUAACUGCAGAGCCCGUGUCAUUUAUGUUUGAGCUGAGCGGCGGCCAGUUCACUGAAUCCCACCCGGGCGCCCGCGCUUUCACACCUCCGUCUCCAGCCGGGGAGACACUGACUCACAGCGGCAGCGUCCUUUCCACCCAGCGCGCCCCGGACUUCACGGCGGACAGCUGUCGGCCGGAGAGAGAUGGGCAGCGGCAUCUGAGAAUGGGAAGGUGUGGCACUCUCCGGCAAUAAUGACCCAGUCACCUCGACGGUGGACGGCGGCGGCGGCGGCGGCGGCGGAGUGAGCGCGGUUGCCAGGGACCCGGCCGCGAGCGUCUGGGGGUCGUUCACCCAGCGUCUGUGUGAAUGGUGAUCGGAGUUACCUGGCCGGAGGUGGGAGUGCUGGGCGUGAGUAAAUGCGAAGCGAGCCUCGGCGGUUUCAGCUGAAACCCAUUCAGGUCCAUCUCUCCUGCCGAAACUGACCAGAGUCGGGGGCCAUGGGGAGAUGCAAUGGACGCUGUACCCUGAUCGUCCUCUGCAGCUUGCAGCUGGCAGCCACAGAACUGAGAAGCCCAGAAGAACCCAUAAAAAACAACGAACAUCCAAUGUGCCGAGAGACAGGAAAAAAAAAACACAAAUCGUGCAAGCAAUAAGAGUAGCUGCUUUGGAACGACAGAUCUUUGAUUUCCUGGGCUACCAAUGGGUCCCUAUAUUGGCCAACUUCUUACACAUUAUGGCAAUCAUCCUUGGUAUCUUCGGAACCAUCCAGUACAGACCAAAGUACUUAGUUAUGUAUGCAGGAUGGCUGGUGCUGUGGGUGGCUUGGAAUUCAUUCAUCAUCUGCUUUUAUCUAGAAGUUGGCCAAUUGUCACAGGACCGAGACUUCGUCAUGACCUUCAACACGUCUCUGCACCGCUCGUGGUGGAUGGAGAAUGGACCAGGCUGUGUCGUGACCCCAGUGACCCCGGCUGAUCAGGCCCCCCAGGACCAUCACGUCAUCACGGUGACAGGAUGCUUGCUCGACUACCAGUACAUCGAAGUCACCAGCAGUUCCUUACAAAUCUUCCUUGCACUCUGUGGCUUUGUCUAUGCCUGUUAUGUCAGUAAAGUCUUUAUGGAAGAGGAAGACAGCUUUGAUUUCAUCGCAGGAUUUGAUUCCUACGGGUACCAAGCCCCUCAGAAGACCUCUCAUUUACAGCUGCAGCCUCUGUACACGAUCCCAUCCAGGAGCACUGGUCAAGGUAAACAGGGCACGUCCUGGUCGUAAGGAAGCCGGGUGCAGAAAGCAAGGGGCAUGGACAUCGUCUGCAACCAACCGUCACAAGCAGACGCUGAUUGGGGAUUUUGUCGAAGAAUAAGAAUGUUCCAAGAGGCACAAAAAAGAGGGAGAGAGCAAAGUACAGGAGGAUCGUAGGGAAGUCAGACAAGCAAACUUCAGUGCUAACUGGUUGUAAAUUUCAUUGAAACUUCACAGAAGCUUGAGAAUUUUGAUAUUUUUAGGAUUAGACAGGUACAAUGGCGCCCUCUGAUGUUGGAUGUCCAUAAUGACUGGCUGUAUUCACAAAGCAGUCCUGGCCCUGCAGGAACACCCUUCGAAAGAGGAACUUUCAGCACUAAUGCAGAGGUGGCACCACCAGGAGUUCAGGUCAAGUGAAGGGUGGGUGAGAGGUGGUAUUGCAAGCCGCACUCUCUCUGUGGUCAUGUUUUUUUUUAAUUAGCCGGUCAGGUGAGCGGUUUAGGACCAGCGCCUGGCCCAGCGCCUGGCUCCUUGCUCCAUUCGGGAGAAAGCACUUGUGAUUCUGGUCACUUUGGGAAAGACUUCUGUCGGAGUCGAACGGCUGGUUUGCGAAAGUUUGCCGCAACUCUUCCAACUCCAGCCGGUGUUUCGCCUUGUUGUGGUAAUGGGCAGGAAGAUGUGGACGCCACUGGGUCCGUCAAACUGCGAAGGCAAGAGACGGGGGACUGGUUGGGGCGAUUCUCAGGUGCCAGAAAGCAGUCUGUUCGUGCUUGAAGUUCUGCAAGUUACUUUCCUAGGUGUGCCCACUGUAUGUACAUAACGUUGCUUUUUUAUCUGAAGGGGCACAGUGAUUCAGUCAUGGGGCAUCCCACCUUAGUACAAGUCAGCCUGAAAUCAUUAGGCCUCAAGCCUCUUCUUUUAUCGAACUUGUGGCAGUCUUGUGGUCAGAGCUGUCAUCGGUGUCGAUUAAUUUCAGGAUGAUUGUUUUGGCAACAGCCCAGGAGUGGAGAAAGCUCUGGUAACUCCAAAAGCAGACACCAUAGAACCUGCCUCCAGUUGAGUAGUGGCCUCUCAACCUUCUACAGUCAAUAGGUCUCUACUUGUUGGCUUUGGUUUGACCCUUACCCCAAAAUGGUCACCAAUGUGGCAGUAAGCCUGCAUAAAGAAAGUAUUCAGCCAUUCAGCCCAUCGAGUCUGCUCUGCCAUUCGUAUGUUUCUAUUCAAGUGCAGUUGGCCAAACAGCCUGAUCUUUCAGCAAUGCUUACUAUCUGAGGGGAUACAAGGUGCCUUUUAGGGGGCAGGUUGACCUUUGAGACAUCCAAGCAUCAUUUAUUACCCAUCCCCCAAUUGUUUGGGGGGGUUAAUUUUUCCACUUUGCAUUUCCUGGAUAACUUGGGUUGAUUUUCUCUCUGGAGCGCCCCAGGCUGAGGGGAGAUCUGAUCGAGGUUUGCAAGGUAGAGAGGACAGAGAGUACCUGUUUCCCAGGGUUGGAUUGUCUAAUACCAGAGGGCAUGCAUUGAAGGUGAGAGGGGGUAGGUCAAGGGAGACGUGAGAGCUAACUUUUUUACUCAGACUGAUAGAUGCCUGGAAUACGCUGCCUGGUAUGGUGUUAGAGGCAAUUACAUUAGAGGCUUUUAAGAGACUUUUGGAUAGGCACAUGGGUAUAAGGAGGAUGGGGGGAUAUGGACAUGGUGUAGGUAGGAGGGAUUAGUGUUUGGGUGUUUUUGAUUUGUUUUUUAGCUGGUACAGCACAACAUUAUGGGCUGAAUGGCCUGUUCCUGUGCUGUACCCUUCUAUGUUCUCUUUAUUGACAGGAAAAAGUUGUCUUCCUGAUCCGCGGUCUGCCAUUUGGGGAGCGUGAUUGGCAGAAGUGACAGGGGCAGGGUCGCGGGGUCAAUGCCGAGCAGGAAUGAGGUUAGGGAAGCUGUCGGGGCGGAGGCUGUCACUCUAUUCUUGAUCCCUGGCCAUGAUUUGUAUCCAGUUCUUUAGGUCUAGUAGUCUGUGUGCAGUUUGCCGUGGAUAAACUAUCAGGGCUGGGAUGGGGUGGGAGUAUUGUUGAUGUCUUUGUAUUACCAUGAGGUACUGGUGGUCACUCCAGCAGCUCUGCUGGGCUGGGUGAGCUUGGUGACCAACUGAUUACUGGGGAACGUGUGUCUUUAUUCUGUUAUCCAUUUCAUUAGUGCAGUUGGAUUUACAGUGACCUUUCAGCUGCCGGUAAUGUGCAGGUUGACUUUCCUUAGUUUUAUGGCAAUGGAAGUGAGCUCCCUGUUCAGCCCGUCAGUGCUUCCAAAAAUAAAUUAGGGGCCAGUUAGAAGUUGCCACCUUUGCCAAGCCCUAUGAAGCAAAGACCAGGAGCUAGUUGGAUCGGGUUCUUCCUGGGGCCAGUGGUAAUUAUUCCCCUCAAAAGUCACAAAGUUCAACAGGGACCAAAGGAAAGUCGGCUGAACCCAAGAAGUGUCCUUGGGCUUUCAACAGGGACAAGGGUUUCCCCUUGGUUUGGGUCGCCGUACAGAUAAUGUCACCCAAGCUCAGUAGGCAGAAAGGUAGCUGAUGCUUUAGUCCUGUGGGCACCGCUGGCAAGGGUGGGCAGUUGAUGCCCAUUCGUACUUGCCCCCCGAUGAGCCCGCCUCGAGAGCCCCCCCCCUCCACUUUGUGUAUCACAGCUGCCCAGUACUGUUGGUGAGAAAGCCCCUGAAAGAGGACCCAAGGACGAUGAAGCUACAGCCAAGGUAGGAGGGCCUCCACCAGCUGGUUGCAACCUCAUCCACAGGGUCUGCUCUAAGAAUGAGCAGGAGGGGCACCAGUGACCGACCAGCUGCUCGCCUAAGUAUACCCCCAGAGCAGGGUGGCAGGCAGCAUGUGGGAGUGACUGGGGGAGGCUGAGGGGGCAGUAAGUAAAUUAUACCGUUUCAGCGCCUUUUCAAGGCUCCCGCCUGUCUUGUGAAUACAGCCACAGGUCCAGCCGCCUUAAAACUCUUUUUGUCAACCUACUGAAUGUGUAUCACAGCUUUUCUGCCGGACGUUACCUUUGAAAAUGUUGCUGUACAGG